Molecule: messenger RNA, 1803 nt
Organism: Suillus plorans
Lineage: Eukaryota; Fungi; Basidiomycota; Agaricomycetes; Boletales; Suillaceae
Exons: 5
Coding region: 1-1803 (600 amino acids)
Source: RefSeq, a predicted model, not a curated record
AUGGCCCCUCGACGAACAGCCCCUCAACCCCGAAGGACAUCCGCCAAACAAAAAGCACCGCCACGACCAAAAAAGAACUUGUCGCUCAACGCCUCAGGGCGCGACAUCACAAGCCAACUCGGUCUGCCUCAAGAUCGCCCACAAACACCCGAAUCUGUACAUCGCACCCCCAGCAUGGAUCCAAAUCAACUCCCUCCCUUCCAAACAGAUCCUCAGUUCCAGCCCCAACCCCAUUUCCCGCCCUCAUUCAACCCGCAGGAUUACCUAAUGGGGGGCGGCUACGAGCCGCCCCAAGACCAAUAUCACCCAUCUCAAGACCACUACCAGCCGCAGGACCACUACCAUCCGCAGGACCACUACCAUCCGCAGGACCACUACCAGCCGCAGGACCACUACCAUCCACAGGACCACUACCAGCCGCAGGACCACAACCAGCCGCAGGACCACAAUCAGCCUCAGGACCACAAUCAGCCGCAGGACCACAAUCAGCCGCAGGACGACUAUCAUCCGCAGGACCACUACCAGCCGCAGGAGGGGUUUGAGCAGGGAGGGUUUGAGCAGGGAGGGUUUGAGCAUCAGGGAGGGUUUGAGCAUCAGGGAGGGUUCGAGCAGGGAGGGUCUGAGCAGCAGGGAUUCCAGCCGCCGCCUCAAGACCAACCACACGAAGGCGACGAUGCUCGACCCGUGCAUCAAGAACUCGACCUCCAUGGCCACGGCGUGCGACGACAUAUGCGCUGGGACCUCGGGGACGCUGGUGUCCCGCGCGCGCAGCCACGUCCUCAGGUCGUCGGUGUCGCAAUUCCUCGCGAGAGGGAAUCUGAACGCGGGGAGUUUACUCAAGGGGUCAUCCAUGAACUACGUACGUCGCAAACUGUUGGCCGGCUUGGAACGCGUCCGGUCGACCGGCACCUACCUCCAACGCCAGCAUCAGUGCCAGCACCCGCACCCGCACCUGCGCCUCAACCAGCACCACCCCCACCACCCGAAACCACCGCACAAGCGCCAAAUGCGUCUAACGAUGAGGUUCCUGAUUCGGUUUUCACCGUAGAACUCGAUAAACCCACCAUCGAUUCCAUCAAACUCUCCGCGAAAGAAGAAUUACGUCGCAUGAUGAUGCAAGGGAGGGACGCUGUGUCGCCGACACGAAAAAAACGGGGGGCUGUCUUAGACAAAGCCCUCAAGAAGGCACGCAUUUCUAUCAUUGGUCAAGUUCGAUAUAAACCAUUCGAAAAAAAAAAGUCCGUUCGCGAAGAGCUCGUGACAUGUAUGUCGAAUGUACGGCGGGUAUUUAGAGACUACGCCGCCAACAUCGUUCAAACGGCACUCAAUCUACGACUACCUAUAUCCUCGGAACCUGGCGAGGAGGUCGCCCAUAAGGCAGUGCUAGUCCCGGAGCUAUUGAAGAAUUUGAACUUCUUGCAUAAGUCAGAGCUGGGUGAGGACGGCAUCAAACGGUUUUUGCUGCUGGAGGCGGAUUAUUUUGUCGAGAUGAUUGUCGACGUCAUCUGGCAGAAAGGACUUUACGAGUAUAUUGAUCCCCUCCGACUCGACAGCGCGAUCGCCCUCGCUGGGGCUGCAUUGCAGAAUGCGCUGAAAGCUUACCGGACGGGCAGGUUCGAGUCCGUCGAUGCUUCAGCAGAGCAGUUCUAUGACACCUACAAGGCGAUCCUGGUGCUGAUUGACAGCAUUCGAGCAGAUCCUGCUCUGAAAGUAAGGUACGAACGGCUUCAGGAACUUAUCGUGACGCGGGGUCGUGAGCGCAUGGGUCUUGAUCUCACUGAUUCGAACGACGACGACGAAUAG